Messenger RNA from Impatiens glandulifera, 3037 nucleotides. RefSeq names its product probable alpha,alpha-trehalose-phosphate synthase [UDP-forming] 10. Bases 244 to 2811 code for a protein of 855 amino acids. Gene Ontology annotation, biological process: trehalose biosynthetic process. Gene Ontology annotation, molecular function: catalytic activity. Gene Ontology annotation, cellular component: cytosol. NCBI's taxonomy places the organism in Eukaryota, Viridiplantae, Streptophyta, Magnoliopsida, Ericales, Balsaminaceae. The record is from RefSeq and is a predicted model, not a curated record. The transcript is spliced from 5 exons.
AAUCUCUCUCAAUCUCUCUCUCUCUCUCUCUGUACUACGACGGCCGGCGUUGCGUUCGGAUGUUCUGCAUCUGUUGCUUUCCGAUCUGUGCAUUUUUGGGAGGUGAUUAGAGUUGUUGAUGAAGUUCUUAUCAAUUCAUCAUACUCAGGCAAAUUCAUCUCUUCUUCUAGGAGCUUCAUAUUCAUAACGAAUUGAAAACUGGAUAUAAAGGAUUAAACAAAUUCUUCAACCUCCUAACGAUUCAUGGCAUCAAGAUCAUGUGCAAAUCUUUUGGAUUUUGCUUAUGAGGGUCUACUAGACAUCCCAACUACUCCCAGGACCCUUCCACGUGUUAUCACUGUGCCAGGAAUCAUAUCUGACUUGGAUGGCGAUUCGGAUAUUUCUUCAUCCUCUUGUCGUGAGAGGAUGAUUAUUGUUUCCAAUUUUCUUCCUUUACAUGCUCAAAGGGAUGUCGAUACAGCCAAAUGGCGCUUCAGUUUAGACGAGGAUUCUUUAUAUUUACAAUUGAAGGAUAGUUUGUCACCCGAGGCUGAGGUAAUUUAUGUGGGUUCUCUCAAGGUUGAUGUAGAUGCUUCUGAACAAGAUGAAGUUGCUCAGAGCCUCCUGGAUAAUUUUAAUUGUGUACCAACUUUCCUUCCUCACGAUCUUCUCGAAAAGUCCUAUCAUGGUUUCUGUAAGCAGCAGUUAUGGCCUCUGUUUCAUUAUAUGCUACCUGUGUGUUCAGACCAUGGAGACCGCUUUGAUCGCCACCUCUGGAAGGCUUAUGUUGCUGCUAACAAAGUAUUCGCUGAUAAAGUUAUGGAGGUAAUCAAUCCCGAGGAUGACUAUGUUUGGGUUCAUGAUUAUCACCUCAUGGUUCUUCCUACUUUCUUAAGGAAGAACUACAAUCGAGUCAAGUUAGGAUUCUUCCUUCACAGUCCAUUCCCUUCGUCUGAGAUAUACCGAACUCUUCCUGUUAGAGACGAAAUUCUAAAAGGAUUACUGAACUGCGAUCUCAUUGGUUUUCAAACAUUUGAUUACGCUCGUCAUUUUCUGUCUUGCUGCAGUAGGAUGCUAGGUCUUGAUUACGAAUCUAAGCGAGGGCACAUCGCACUUGAUUACUUUGGUCGUACAGUGUACAUUAAAAUUCUACCUGUAGGUAUUCACAUGGGACGACUCGAGUCUGUGAUGAAUCUAACUGCUACUUCUGUAAGAGUGAAGGAAAUCCAGGAGCAGUUUAAAGGGAAAAAAUUGAUAAUUGGUAUUGAUGAUAUGGAUAUCUUCAAGGGCAUUAGUUUGAAACUACUAGCUUUUGAACAACUGUUGUACCUUCAUCAGGAAUUGCAGGGUAAAUUGGUUUUAGUUCAAAUAGUUAAUCCUGCUAGGAGUUCAGGGAAAGAUGUGGAGGAAACCAUGAACGAAACAUAUAGAACAGCCAAGAGAAUCAAUGAAGUAUUUGGCCUUCCUGAUUACAAGCCAUUGAUUCUUAUUGAUCGUCCUGUUGCUCGUUAUGAGAAGACUGCGUAUUAUGCUGUGGCAGAAUGUUGUAUUGUGAAUGCUGUGAGGGAUGGAAUGAACUUGGUUCCUUACAAAUAUGUAGUUUGCAGACAGGGAAGUCCCGGUAUAGAUAAAGCGAUGGGUGCUGUGGAUGAAAAGAGGACAAGCAUGCUUGUCGUGUCCGAGUUUGUAGGUUGUUCACCUUCUUUAAGUGGAUCAAUUAGGGUUAAUCCAUGGGACAUUGAUUCCGUGGCUGAGGCUUUGUAUUCGGCAUUAACCAUGCCUGAUUCUGAGAAGCGUUUGAGGCAUGAGAAACACUACCAGUAUGUUAGUUCUCAUGAUGUGGCUUAUUGGUCCCGAAGCUUUCUGCAUGAUUUGGAAAGAUCGUGCAAAGAUCAUUAUGCCAAGAGGUAUUGGGGAAUCGGUUUGGGCCUGGGUUUCAGAUUAGUUGCUCUUUCACCGAAUUUCAGGAAGUUGGCCAUUGACCGUAUUGUGUCAGCCUAUAGGAUGACUAGUAGGAGGGUGAUAUUUCUUGACUAUGAUGGUACUCUUAUUCCGCAAACUUCUAUUAAUAUGCGGCCGAGUGCAGACGUUAUUGAUGCCCUGAAUACACUUUGCAAUGAUCCCAAUAAUACUGUAUUCAUUGUCAGUGGGAGGGGAAGAAGUUCGCUUAGUGAGUGGCUGAGUCCAUGCGAAAGACUUGGAAUAGCGGCUGAGCAUGGGUAUUUCGUGCGGUGGAGUAGGAACUCUGAGUGGGAAUGCAGUCUUUCGUCUGUUGACCUUGAGUGGAAGGAAAUUGUGGAACCUGUGAUGAAAUCAUAUACGGAGGCGACUGAUGGUUCUAGCACCGAGGUUAAAGAGACUGCAGUAGUAUGGCAUCAUCAUGAUGCUGAUCCUGAUUUUGGAUCCUGCCAAGCCAAAGAACUUUUAGAUCAUUUGGAAAGUGUUCUUGCAAAUGAACCUGCAGUUGUUCUUAAGGGUCAAAAUAUCGUUGAGGUCAAGCCACAGGGAAUAAGCAAAGGUCUGGUUGCUGAGAAGGUUCUUUCGACUAUUAGAAAUGGUGGGAUGCGCCCAGACUUUGUGAUGUGCAUUGGAGAUGAUAAGUCUGAUGAGGACAUGUUUGAGGGAAUAAUAAACACUGUUUCUGAUGCCAAUCUCCCAACUCCGCCACCAGAGAUAUUUGCAUGUACAGUGGGAAGAAAGCCAAGCAAGGCUAAGUAUUAUCUUGAUGAUGUUACUGAUGUCGUUAAACUGCUUAGAGGCCUUGCCAAUGUUUCAGGACCAAAACCUCUCCAACUUUCAGAAUUACGGGUAUUGUUUGAUAGUCCGUCUUGAUAUGGAUGAUGAAUAUAGAAUGAUUUGAUGUUCAUCAUAUAUUGCUGUCUUUAUUUUCUAUAAUACACAUCAAAAUUGAUCAUUGCAUAAGAAAGUUUACCAUAAGUGGUGUGGUAACAUACUAACAUUGUUGAUUUCUCUUGAGUAACUUGUAAAUAGCAACACAAAAUGCUGCUUUUCCCCUUGAAGAUUCAGUUUCUGGAUCCAACUGUAAUUGUUUCUUUCA